UUCGUGUUUCAAUGUUACAGAGGCGGUUGAUUUGCUCGAGGAUUUCGAAUACCGUUGUCCAAUCAAACCCCGGACAUAGCCAGAGCAAAUGGAAUGUAAAGCAAGUUACAAAAUCCAACUUCUCAGCGGCACUUGAAGAGAUAAGCAAUUGUAUUUCCGACUCUGAUUUCAUUGCUGUCUCAUUGAAGAAUACCGGAGCCUACUCUGCACCCUGGCAACGUAUUAUGCCUAUUGACACCGCCCACACCGCCUAUCUUAAAGCCAAAUACGCCGCCGAACGGUUUCAGGUCCUUCAGUUCGCCGUUUGCCCCUUUUCCAUAAAGGGUUCCAAGCUCAUCGUGCACCCAUACAACUUUCAUUUGUUCCCUCGUGAUGAGUUAAAAAUAGGGAUGCCAUCUUAUAGUUUCUCUUGUCAAUCAUCAUACUUGACCUCUAUGGCUCAAGAAGGUUUUGAUUUCAAUGCCUGCAUAUAUGAUGGCAUAUCAUAUUUAUCCAAAUCACAAGAAUCAGCUGCAGUAGAUAGAAUUGGAAAUGCAUCACCUAUAAUCUGUACAGUUCAAACUCCAUCAGGAUAUACAGUUGCUGAUUCUGUAUUUGCAGAAAGGAUCAAAUCUCGAGUUAAGAAUUGGAUAACUGCUUGCAAAGACACAAACAAGAAGCCUGAAGAUGCUCUAAUCAGUUCCUUGAGAAAAAUUGUCACGGGAGAUGACGUAUAUGGAUCCAGACCUUGCUUGAGCAUAGAUGUCUGCAGUGAACGUCAAGUGCGUCUUGUGAUGGAGACACUGAAGAAUUUUGUUGACGUCAUACCUUUGCUAAACCCAGCAAAGGGAGGAACAAUAAGGCCUGUUCGAGUUGUUUUGACAAGUUCAGAAGAAGACAGGAUUCUUUUACAGAAGGAACUUCAAAAUGAGGAGAAGGAGCAUAAUAAACGCCUCCGUGGCUUUCGAGAGGUGAUCGAUUUGAUUUCCGCUUCUCAGAAACCUGUUGUUGCCCACAACUCUCUUAAUGAUUUUACUUUCGUUCAUUCCAAGUUCUUAGCUGCAUUGCCAUCAACGCUGGAAGAAUUCAGAAGUUCAUUAUCUUUGGUCUUCCCGAAUGUACUUGAUGUCAACCAUCUUAUGAAGGAAAUCAGCCCUCAGACAAAAGUGAACAAUUUGCCUGCAUGUAUCUCAUAUUUGAAACAACGGUUUUUUGCCCCUAUUGAUAUAGAGAUACCUAACCAAGCUGAGGUGAAUGAAGUGAAGACUCUUGGACAUGAUGCUGUGAAGAUAAGCCAAUUGUUCGCAAAGCUGUGCUCCAUAUUGAAAAUUGCUCCAAGAACUCCUGAAGCUGCUGUGGGCCAUUUGCCUGAUGCAAUUGAAUGCUACACAAACUCGUACUGCCCUUGCUUUACCAGUUCUCAUGGUCCCGCUGAUGUAGAUGUUAGUGUGAGGACUAACAAUACUAGAAAGAUCAGUAGUAAAAAUCUAGUUUUCCUAUGGGGAUUCAGGGAUGUUACAUCUGCAGGAAAGCUGAAGAGCCUCCUAUGUGGUUCACAUGAAGUUCUCCAUGAGUUUGAUGUUAGGAUGGUGGAUAAAAGUUGUGCAGUGGUUGCUUUCAGGAAUCCUGGUUUUGCGGAAGUCAUGUUGCAGCUAAUGGACUCUGGAGGAAUUUGCACUAAUAUCCUGAAGGAGAUGCUGGCAGACGGCCUGACAGCUGCAGGUUAUGAGACCUACCAGAAAGUCUGUGAGUUGGGUCUAUGGGAAGCAGAUUUAGCAAGUUCCAUGGGAAAGGCUUUGGAAGAAAUUGAGAGCUUCUCAGAAACACAGUCGAAAGAGCUGUCAGGGAUGUGUUGGAAUGAUGAUGAAAUGAUUAACCUGGAUGACCUUUAAGAUGCUUCAUAAAUCUGAAUCAUGUAUACCAUUACCAAAGCCAAGACUGACUGAUUUUAGUAUGCCGGCUUUCAUCAUGUAUGUUUUGUUGAUUGUCCUAGUUGCUGCCAUUAAAGAUGUAUGCAGGAAUGAAAUUGAUAGUUGAUGCAUCAAAUGGAGAGAGUGGCUUUUUGGUGGCUAUCAUGGCAAACUAAGCCAUUGUAUAUAAGUUGACGUGUUCUCUUGGAUUUAUGGCAUUUGCUUCUAAAGAAAAUUACGUUUUAGCUGACAAGGAGAUCGCGUCCUGUAUUUUUUUGGACAAUGAGAUCAGAGGAUAGCUGGUUUCCGGAGGAUACUGAAGUAGAGUGGCAUUAUUUGGUGUAUCGAAACGAAGAGAUAAUAUUUGAUAUGGUCACUUCGCUAAGGGUAGUUAAAUUCUAGACCCCUAAUAUUGUUUACCAUGUUUUCAAGAAAUUGGUUCACCCUCAUUCUUGUAUCAUGAACUUUUCUGCUAAGGUGAGGUUGCUUUGAAGA
Solanum verrucosum is the source of this 2384-nucleotide messenger RNA. RefSeq names its product poly(A)-specific ribonuclease PARN-like. Lineage: Eukaryota; Viridiplantae; Streptophyta; Magnoliopsida; Solanales; Solanaceae. The transcript has 8 exons. Bases 12 to 1871 code for a protein of 619 amino acids. Gene Ontology annotation, molecular function: RNA binding; 3'-5'-RNA exonuclease activity. The record is from RefSeq and is a predicted model, not a curated record. Gene Ontology annotation, cellular component: cytoplasm.